GGCUAUAAAAGGGCCAGGGAAGGGGACUUGUGGCAGUCAAACGAGUCCGCCUUGGUUUUCACUCGCCCUCAACGCAGCGCAAAGAAUAAAUAAGAAAAGAUGGCCUUCGCUGGUGUUCUCAAUGAUGCUGAGGUGAAAGCUGCCCUGGACGGCUGCUCAGCUGCUGACUCCUUCAACUACAAGACCUUCUUCAAGGCAUGCGGCCUGUCCAGCAAGUCCUCCGAUGAGGUCAAGAAGGCCUUCGCCAUCAUUGACCAGGACAACAGUGGCUUCAUUGAGGAGGAUGAGCUGAAGCUGUUCCUGCAGAACUUCGUUGCCACCGCCAGAGCACUCACCGACAAGGAGACCAAGGCUUUCCUUGCCGCUGGUGACAGCGACGGUGAUGGCAAGAUCGGAGUCGAUGAGUUCGCUGCCCUUGUUAAGGCAUAAAUUUCCAUUGACCAAGAUCCACUUCUUCUUUUCAUGGAACUGUGAGCUUCUUGCAAGAACCACUAAUCAUCAGCUGAAAGAAUAUUUUUUUAUACCUUAUUUAUGAGUUGCCUGCGGAGUAUUUCUCAAACAUGGAACACAUGCUUUUACUGUGAAAUGUUAUUCGGGUGUGUUAAAUGUUCUGAAAAAUGACUUGUGCAAACUGUACAACACCAUAUGCACUUUUGAGGAAGAGUGAAAAAAAACCAGGAAUAAAUACUCUUUUGGUGUAAAGUCA
This is a messenger RNA of Acanthopagrus latus (yellowfin seabream), 706 nucleotides long. Its product is annotated as parvalbumin beta-like. Bases 100 to 429 code for a protein of 109 amino acids. The record is from RefSeq and is a predicted model, not a curated record. Lineage: Eukaryota; Metazoa; Chordata; Actinopteri; Spariformes; Sparidae. The transcript is spliced from 5 exons. Gene Ontology annotation, molecular function: calcium ion binding. Gene Ontology annotation, cellular component: nucleus; cytoplasm.